This is a messenger RNA of Somion occarium, 1564 nucleotides long. NCBI's taxonomy places the organism in Eukaryota, Fungi, Basidiomycota, Agaricomycetes, Polyporales, Cerrenaceae. The record is from the annotation of a GenBank genome assembly.
GUGAUAAGCUGAGAAAGAUGCCUCUUGCUAAGCGUGAUUGUAUUCUCUCUUGUUCACGAAGAAAAUAAGAGUUCUAAAUAUUUGGAACUAUGUCAGAGCCCGAGAGGCAGGAUGCUCCCAAAGUGAGUCCAUUACUGGACUUCGUCGCAGGAACUGUUGCUGGAAGUGCGGCUUUGGCCGUAGGCUUUCCGUUUGAUACUGUCAAAGUUCGCUUUCAAGACCCUGGUGUUGCCGGCAGGUACCGUUCGACUUUCCAGGCGUUGACUGUCAUUUCCAGAAAAGAAGGAUUUCUUGCUUUAUUCCGUGGUAUCACCUCUCCGUUGGCCACAGCAGCACCUUUGAAUGGCCUCGUGUUCGCAUCCUAUCGUCUUUUCAUGCAUUCUCAGCUUGAUAAUGAUGAUACUGAUCCAACACUAAGUCAAGUUGCACUUGCAGGAGCUGGAAGCGGAAUUGUUUCGUCGCUAAUCACGACUCCAACCGAACUCAUCAAAAUUCACCAGCAGACUUUGCAAUCUCGACUUCACAACCAACGACUUCCUACCGCUGCCGAGGUCGCGAUGAAAAUCAUUCGACAACAUGGCUUACAAGGACUAUACCGUGGCAUCACAUCUACCGCCCUUCGAGACAUAGGUUAUGGCGCCUAUUUUGCUGCGUACGAGGCAACACUGAUGUAUUUUCCAUCGCCAAAGCCUUCGCCUCAUGACCAUUCGUCUCUCCUAGAUGAGGCUGACUCCUCAAUAGCGACGCACUCUUGGUCUGCACUACUGUUAGCAGGUGGGCUCGCUGGUAUUGCAGGUUGGCUAGCGACAUUCCCGUUCGACGUGAUUAAAACACGUAUUCAAUCCUCCUUUGGCUCUGGGCCUGAGAACCCAUAUCGCAAUACCUGGUCUACUAUUAUCCAUUCAUAUCGCCAGGAAGGUCUCAGAGUCUUCUUUAGAGGUCUUGCACCUACGCUGGUUCGGUGCGUCGGUUUCAUUUCGUCCUUCUGGGCUGUUGUCUGUGGUGCUGAGGAAAUAAACGAAUCAGCGCUGUUCCUGUCAAUAUGGUGACGUUCGCGACCUUCGAAACAGUAGUUCACAUAUUUUCGUAGCUUCAGGCUUCUCUGCUCGAACGAAAAUAUUUCACCUGCCCAUCAUGCAUAUACACUCAACGCUCGCAUACACGACCAUCAUACCCUAUAGAAUGAUGUCUACCCUUAUCGUAGGAGGGUGUAAACUGAAUGCAAGUGCCCUUUCAUGAUACCUGACGUAACGUCGGUGAGCUUUCAGGAUAUUAACUCAUAGUAUAAGAAUUAUCAGGGGUAUCGGUAUACGUUGCGGAAUAUUGUAUUCGUGAACAAAGUGACUAGUGUGGGCCAGAGUUCUGUCGUUUGCUAAUUGGUCUCCCAUCCUCAUUCGGACCUGGCUUCUUCUUGUGAGAAAUGAGGAUACCGAUGGAACCACCGAGAGAACGGCCUCGAGAAGGCCGUCGUUCCACAGCCUCUCCAAACAAAUCUGGUGACAUUGGCAUCGACGAUGUCGAAAGCUGCGUAUCUGCUGUAGUAGCGAGCUGUGCCACAAUCUCG